UCUUAGAUACUUGGUUACAAGUUAUUGGGCCGACAUGGCAAAUCAAUGGGCUUGACAGGCCUGACUUAAAGUUUCAAAAAGCGCAAACGGGAAAACAGCUAACGGCGACUCGCGAGCACAGCUUAAACAAAAUACCAUAUUAUUUCAUAAUUCUUCAUCAUUGCCAAAAAGAAGCCGUCGAGAAAAAUAUUUAUCUAAAACGCACCGUUUUUGGCGCCUCUUCUCUCUGCUCCGGUCCGUCCUUUAGAGAUAAAGGCCAUUCGCCGUCCGGAAGGUCUAGAUCUUUCUGGAAGCCAUUUUCAUAUAACUCCUCCGCUCUUCUGCCCCUCCCCUUCAUCGCCUUCGCAAAUUUUCGGUCUUGUGAUUGGAUUUAAUCGAACUCCGACUUCAAAGGAUUUCGCCGGUGAUUUAUUCUGACUCUUGACUGCAUUCAUUUCCAUCGGUGCCGGUUAUUCUUUCCGUUGCUUGUACUAUUUUCUCGUCUGAAGAGACGGUAGCUGAAGUCGAUUAGCAUGGCGGACCAUUCACAUGAAGGUUCCAGCACCAGCAGUAAUUCCGGCGAGCCUGGAACUUCCAUUAUUGAGCUGAACAUUAAGACUUUAGAUUCACAUAUCUACAGUUUUCACGUGAAUAAAGAUAUGCCAGUUCAAUUGUUCAAGGAGAAAAUUGCAAAUGAAAUAGGAAUCCCAGUGAAUCAGCAACGUUUGAUAUUCAGGGGAAAGGUUUUAAAGGAUGAAUGUUCUCUUUCUGAAUAUUAUUUGGAAAAUGGACAUACAUUGCAUUUAGUUGAAAGGCAACCAACUCAGCAGCAUGCACCAUCUGAAAGUAGCUCCGGUGACAGACCAGGGAAUGUACCUUCAUCGACCGGUAACGAAGCUGGAGUUGGUGCCCCUCGAAAUCGUGUUGGACAAAUUGCGCAUAGUGUGGUUUUAGGAACGUUUAAUGUUGGAGAUCAAGGUGAAGGAAUUGUUCCUGAUCUUUCACGGGUUAUUGGGGCGGUUCUGAAUUCCAUUGGACUAAGCGGCCAAAAUACAAACAUCCCUACUGGCAUGCAGUCUUCAGGGCCUAACAAUCGUGGAACAGCAAAUCAAGGAAAUGAAACAUUUAGAGCUAAUAAUGGGGUUGGAGGACAAGCAACAAGUCAGGCUCAAACCGGACAGGCAUUUCCCGGCCAACCAUCACAAAGUUUUCCUCACAUGAUUCAAAUUCCACUUGCCAGUGCAGCUGUAUCAGUUCCUUCCAUUCAUUCGCCCAUUCCUGAUUCUAUAACAACACUUUCUGAGUUCAUGAACCGUAUGGAGUUGGCAAUAUCUCAGAAUGGCGGAGAUCUAACCAGGGUGGAACUGCCUACAAAUCCCCAAGGUUUGCCAACCACUGAAUCUUUGAGCAUUGUCUUGCGUCAUGCUCAACGGCUUCUAAGUGAUUAUGCCAUAUCUUCACUAUCCCGCAUUGCUGAGCGAUUGGAGCAAAAUAGCUCUUCCACUGAUCCUACAGUGAGGGGUCAAAUUCAGGAAGAGUCAGUACAAGUAGGACUUAGGAUGCAACAAUUUGGCUCCCUUCUUCUGGAACUGGGUCGUACAAUCUUGACACUCCGCAUGGGGCAGUCACCUGUUGAGUCAGUUAUUAAUGCUGGCCCCGCAGUGUAUAUCUCUCCUAUGGGGCCAAAUCCCUUGAUGGUUCAGCCUUUCCCCCUUCAAACUAAUUCUCUCCUGGGUGGUGCUGUACUACCAUCAAACCCAGUUUCUGUCGGUGCAGUUGGUAUUGGAACUGCCCCUAGGCACAUCAACAUUCACAUACAUGCUGUUGGUACCAGGUCAAAUAAUGGGGAGGGUGCACCUGCAGAGCGUCAGAAUGUGGUCAGUGGACCUACAGAUUCAAGUGUAGCACAGGCACCUCCUGCAGUCAACAUUCAACAUCCACUAGGCGUUUCGAUUUCUGCGGCUGUACAACCUGGUGAAGGUGUUUCUUUUUCCCAGCCUUUCCCUGAUUCCGUUUCAUUGUCCUCCAUUAUUGCUGAUGUCAAUUCACGAAUUAGAGAUUUAGUUGGUAAUGUUGGAGGUGGUAGCCCUACUGAAUCAGGUCAAGUGCAAACAGCAGUUCAGAAUUCUUCUAGUGGUUCUGGACAAGGGAGUGAACAGCACAGUGAUACGAAAAGGGACGUUGGUGGAGAGUCGAGUGAGUCAUUACAUGCGCAGAACCCAGAAAAUGGAAUUAACAAGAUUGUAAACCCAGACAAUAUUUGUCGAGAUACAGGGGGUGUAAACCCACCGGAUUUACCAACAUGCUCUGGUGAUGGAGGAUCUGAAUUUGUUGGAAGAAAUGAAGAAAAUUUUCAAAGUCAGGCAUCUUGUGAGAAGAGCACGGGAACAGGGCCUUCCCAAGCUGUUCCACUCGGACUUGGACUGGGGGGUUUGGAACGUCCGAGGCGAGGCAGGCAGCAAAUUUCGCAGGCUAAAGGGGGUAGCAGCGGAACCAGCCCCAGCCAGGGCUCUACAGGCCAGCAGUUUUUACAAUCUCUUGCCUCCAGUGCUUCCAUGAAUAGGUCAAAUGCUCGUGAACCCUCAGGCCUACAUUCAACUGUUAACCCGACUGUGGCUGGCAGAGCCUUGCAUGGGUCAGGUUCUGACGGCCAAAUUGAUCUGGGAAGCAGUAUGUCCCAAGUUUUGCAAAGUCCUGCUUUGAAUGGUCUAUUGACAGGGCUUUCUGAGCAAGCUGGCGUUGGUUCUCCUGAUGUUUUGAGGAACAUGUUGCAACAGCUCACGCAAAGCCCUCAGAUGAGAAACACGGUCAAUCAAAUUGCUCAGCAGGUUGACCCUCAAGAUAUUGAGCACAUGUUUGCUGGGUCAGGUAGAGGCCAAGGUGGUGGUGUUGGUGGUAUCGAUUUGUCCAGGAUGUUCCAACAGAUGAUGCCCAUCGUCUCUCAAGUGCUUGGAGGAGGGCCAAUGCAACCGUCUUCCUCUAGCAUGAACAGAGAGCCAAGGCAACCACUUUCGUCAAACCUUGAAAGAGAGCCAACGCCUCACGUUCAUAGCGAGAGGUCUGGUUGUGGGUUGGAAACAUCUAACGAUCCAAAUUUUCAGAUCGACUCCCAAGAUCUUGCUCGAAGGAUCACAUCUACCAAUUCACCAAGGGACGUCUUUCGUGCUGUAGUUGAGAGUUCAGCUCGGCUUUCUGGCAGUAGUAGCGAAGAUAUCGCAAAUGAGUUGUGCAGCGACGAGAGACUUGCUAAGGAAUAUGUAGAGAUCGGAAGAGGGUAUAUUAUUAUUUUAUAUAUAAUAUAGAUUUCAUGGGUGGGAACAGUGGCUUUGCUUGGCGCUCUGGUAAUAUGGUGAAUUGAUUAUUUAUAUCCUUUCUUUUCCCAUCUGGCUUUGUCUUCAUACACAAGAUUGUUGAUGCUCCAAAGUAACUUUAUGUUACCAUCUCCUUUAAAUCUCAUGUUUUGCUUUUCCUUUAAUUGUAGAUUCUCUAGGUUGUAAAAUACCUUCCCUUUUUCUUUUUCCUUUUCUGGUUCAUGAGAGGAUGGACAUAUUUUCGAAUCCUCUUGAGAUUAUUGUUAUGAAAUUCAAUAUUAUUUAUUAAUGGUUGUGUAUUUUGAUUUUCACAAUUUAUAGAUA
This is a messenger RNA of Cucumis sativus (cucumber), 3614 nucleotides long. RefSeq names its product ubiquitin-like domain-containing protein CIP73. The record is from RefSeq and is a predicted model, not a curated record. Gene Ontology annotation, molecular function: polyubiquitin modification-dependent protein binding; misfolded protein binding. The coding region runs from base 513 to 3281 and encodes 922 amino acids. NCBI's taxonomy places the organism in Eukaryota, Viridiplantae, Streptophyta, Magnoliopsida, Cucurbitales, Cucurbitaceae. The transcript has 19 exons. Gene Ontology annotation, cellular component: BAT3 complex.